This is a messenger RNA of Mirounga angustirostris (Northern elephant seal), 4857 nucleotides long. It is a transcript of the gene ZNF174, whose product is annotated as zinc finger protein 174. NCBI's taxonomy places the organism in Eukaryota, Metazoa, Chordata, Mammalia, Carnivora, Phocidae. The coding region runs from base 979 to 2208 and encodes 409 amino acids. The transcript is spliced from 6 exons. The record is from RefSeq and is a predicted model, not a curated record.
AGGGUCUCUCCCCCGUGUGCAUCCUUAGGUGGGCAAUGAGGUUGGAGCGCUCACUGAAGCCUUUCCCACAUUCACUGCACUUGUGAGGCUUCUCUCCUGUGUGGAUUCUCUGUUGCUGAAUGAGUUUUAUUCUUGAUCUCAAGACUGGAGGGAACAGAAAGACACGGGAGUAUGGAGAAAGAACAGAACAAUGAGGAAAGUUACAGUUAAAGCGCCAUAAGGGAGAAAUACCUAAAUGGAAUUCUUCACGGGAUUUAGCCUUCUGCUGAGUAAUAGCCUCAUUUCAUUUUCCAGUUGUUCUAUAUUCAAGCUCCAAACCCUGUGGUCAUGGGGAAAAAAACUGCUAGAUUCCACUUACUGUUCUAUACUGUCUCUUUCUUUUCUUUUUCUUUUUUAUUUUUUUAAAGAUUUUAUUUAUUUAUUUAACAGAGAGAGAAAGCAGGUGGAGCGGCAGGCAGAGGGAGAAGCAGGCUCCCCACAGAGUGGGGAGCCCUAUGCACGACUCGAUCCCAGGACGCCGGGAUCACCAAAGGCAGACGAUCAACUGACUGAGCCACCCAGGCCAGCAUAAUAUAUUCUGUCCCAGAAAUCCAUCUGCAAGAAUUCUCGUAAGGAAGGGGUUCAUUUUUUUGACUGAUUAAUGGAACCUCAGGGGACACACACAAGUCUGAUUCUGAGGAGUUUACAGCACUAGGGAUCUGAACAGCCCGAAACCAGGGUGAGCAGCAGGAGCGGAACUGGGCACAUGUUCCUUUCAGGACGUUAUGACUUUGCUCCAUUUCGAGACAGUUGAGGAAACUGCCAGAGGGACAGACUCUCCUCACCGUCAGGCUGUGUGUUGUUCUCGGGAGCUUGGGGCCUGUGUGUGCCCCGCCCUCCGCAACAUCUUGCUGACAUUUAGAGAGACUUCUGCAGAGCCAUGAGCCCGAAGGCCUGAGCUGCUUCAGAGGAGAGAGAUCCUGUCUCCUGAGCCCCAAAAUGGCGGCUAAGAUGGAGAUAACUUUGAGCUCGCAGUCCCACAUUCAGGCUUCCUCCAAGCCAGAGAGACACAUAAUAACAAAGCUGGAAGACAAACGGGGACCCGCUCUACAAAAAGACCGCCCCGAUCCUGAGCUCUCCCGUCAGAGCUUUCGACGGUUUUGUUAUCAAGAGGUGUCUGGACCCCAAGAGGCACUCUCCCGGCUCCAGCAGCUCUGCCGUCAGUGGCUGCAGCCCGAGCUGCAUACCAAGGAACAGAUUUUGGAGCUGCUAGUGCUGGAGCAGUUCCUGAACAUCCUGCCUCUGGAGAUCCAGGCUCGGGUCAGGCAUCGAUGUCCAAUGAGCAGCAAGGAGAUUGUGACCCUGGUGGAAGAUUUUCAAAGAGCAGCCAAGAGACCAAAGCAGUGGGUGGCCGUUUGUAUGCAGGGGCAGAAGGUGCUCUUGGAGAAGACUGGAUCUCAGCUUGGAGAACAGGAACUGCCAGACUUUCAACUGCAAACUCCUAGGAGGUAUCCCAGGGAGAGCUCUCUGGAGGAGCCAUCCCAGGCUGGAUCUCAAGAUCAGCUGAGCUCUCAUUGGGAAAAAUCCCCGCUCCUUCAGGAGCCAAGCCCCAAAUUGGCUGGCACAGAGGCCCCCAGAAUGAAAAGUGACAACAAGGAAAAUCCACAGCCAGAGGGGGCUAAAGGAGGAAAGCCAUGUGCAAUGUCCCCUGGCAGAUCCAAAGGGAAUGGUCUGCAGAGUCCUGAGCCGAGAGGGGCGAAUAUGAAUGAACCCCGGUUGUCACGGAGGCAGGUCAGCCCCCCGAAUGCUCAGAAGCCAUUUGCUCACUACCAGAGACAUUGCAGGGAACUGGAAUACAUCAGCAGCCCCCUGAAAAGCCACCCACUGAGAGAGCUGAAGAAAAGCAAAGGAAGCAAAAGGAGCCUGAGCAGUCGUUUGCAGCGUCUUGGUCACCAGCCAACCCGCUCAGCAAAGAAGCCUUACAAAUGUGAUGACUGUGGGAAAAGCUUCACGUGGAAUUCAGAGCUGAAAAGACACAAGCGUGUACACACAGGGGAGAGGCCCUACACAUGCGGAGAAUGUGGGAACUGCUUUGGGCGCCAGUCAACUCUGAAACUGCACCAGAGGAUCCACACCGGGGAGAAGCCGUACCAGUGCAGCCAGUGUGGGAAAAGCUUUCGCCAGAGCUCAAACCUCCACCAGCACCACAGACUCCACCAUGGGGACUGAAAGCAGGCUUUGUUCUCUCUGUUCAGAAGGAAGGCAUCUGUGUUUCUCCUUCCCCUUACUUGCAUGUAAAUCACAGACUGUCUGUGUGACUUACAAGGAAAGGAAGAAGUCCCUGAGGAAUGCUGGUGCACGUUUGGCUGCUCAGGAGUCCCAGAAGACACCAAGGGGGUUGUGACCCUGUCGGUGACAGAGUGAAGAGAUGGCAGGUCUGGGUGUUGGGUCAGAGAGAACCAGGGUCUCUGCUGGAGAGCAGGGAGUAACUGCUAAGACAAUCUGGCCAAUCCUGCAGGUUCCCCUGCCCCUUUAUUUAUUCUCUAAACAUGUCCAAGCGUAAAUUACAUAUAUACUUAAUGUACUUGCUAUCAUACCAGACAAUCUUUAUCACACACACACACACACACACACACACUUCUUUAAUAAAUUCAGUGACCCACCAGAAUUUCAAGGCAGAAGUUCAUUGGAAUAUAAAUCCCCUAAUAUUCUUACUGUAAUUCCUGGCUGUUCAUAACAAAGGACACAUGAAGUGAGAGUCUGAACAUGUUUGUAUGAGGAGAGGCUUUCCAAGUAAAUAGUGCUUUUACACACACACACACACACAGAUUGAGGGAUCUAUUUAUAUGAAAGCAUCUUUGAUUUAGGAAGAAAUCUCCACAGCUGCUGCAGCCCCCCCCCAGGCAACAGGGGAAAGCUACAACAGGAAAGAAGCACGUAGUGUGUGUAGACAGCUAAGGACAUGCCAAAGGGACCCUUACUACUCUCCUUCCUCACUUAGGCCGGCAGCCUUAAGAAUAACAAAAUGAUUGGGGUGAUGAGUGUUAUAAAAGUAGAUUAUUUCAGUACAUUUACUUAAACUCAUUGAAAUAGGUUAAUUUUAUGAUAUAUAAAUUAUAUCAAUGAAUUUUCUUAAAAAACACAAAAUAUAUUUGUAUAAAAUGUGAAAGUCCUGGAACGAGGCUGGAGAGUUGAUUGAAUUCCAUCCUUUCAUUCUCUCAAAGUAAAAAUCCAAACCCAGUCAGUAGAGUGUUCAGUCACCCAGAGCAAGCCCGUGGACCUGAGUUCAGAGAGGACCUCCAGGAGAUGGGUGCACAGCCUCCAGCAGGAAACGGGUAGGUGGCAUUCUUGCUAAGGCAUCAAUAUCCUCCAGUCACUGCCAGUCACCUCCAGGCUGUGUCCUGUGCUGCAUCCUCACCUCCCAGGGCUCUGCACUCGCUGCUCCCUUUGAUUUUACAACCUGCCACCCCCCACUGCUUCCUCCCUGUCCCGUCUCACAGGAGCAUCCUACUCAGCAAAACCCUCUCUGACCGGUUCCAGGCCAACUUUAUCGUGUCACUCCGUGCUGUACUCCACACACCAGUGGUGCUCAAUCUGGGAGCAGAUUUGCUCCUCCGCCCCCCGCCCCAGCGAGACAUUUGGCCAUGUCUGGAAAUGCUGUUGCUCGUUAUGACUUGGGGGGAGGGAGGGUAGCUCCUGGCCUCUUGUGGGUAGAGACCAGGGAUGCAGCUAAAUGUCCUCCAGUGCACAGGACAGCCCCAUAGCAGAGUCACGUGGUCCAAAGUGUCAGUAGUGCCAGAGUUGGGCAACUAUACCGUACAUGGUAAAAGCUCUUUAAGGACAAGAAUCUUAUUUUUCCAUCAUUUUAGCUUUUAGACUAAGCCCAUGCCCAGCCAAGGGAAAUAGGUGUUCAGUCAGGGCCUGGUCCUGCCUGAACCAGAGAUCCUGGUGACAGUGUGUUGAAUGCAGUUGACAAAGCCUCUUGUCUUUUGGGCAGAGAGAGACUUUAGACUAUGUCGCAGUCCGCUUCCCAGCAACCAUGUUAGAUGUUCGAGGAGCUUGUCUUUAUUACUACGCCUGCACCUUACCUCGCCCCUGUCUGGCACCUCUCACUGGUCAGGGCCUCUUGAUUCCUCAUUUGCUCCCACCUCGUGCAUCCUUUUCCAGGACAGUUUUGCUGUCACAAGACCCUCCUAAUCAUGGUUACGUCUGUCCGCUUCCUGUUGGGCUAUAACAUGAUCACAAACUAGUGGCUUCAAACAACACAAACUUAAUCUCUUAGAGUUCCAAGGUCAGAAGUCCAAAACCGGUUUCGCAGAACCAAAAUCAAGGUGUCUGAGAGGAGAAUCUGUUUCCUUGCCUUUCUCAGCUUCUAGUGGCCGCUUCUUCCAUCUUCAAAGUGCAUGCUUCCAUCCUCUUGUCACCACAUCACCUUGUCCUCUGACUCUGACCCUCUGGCCCCGUAUAAUAAAGAGCCAUCAUUAUAUUGGGCCCACCCAGAUAAUCCAAGAUAAUCCCCCAUCUCAAGAUUCUUAAUCACAUCUGCACAAUCCCUUUUGCCAUAUAAGGUAACAUUCACGGAUUCCAGGGAUGAGGAUGUGGACAUACUUGGGGGCCCAGAUUCAACCAAGCACACCUGUCUGUUGAAUCAAUUUGGUUAGUCAAAGAUCUCUCCUAAAAGCAAAUGAACAUAGAUUUCCACUUUUCUUAUUUAUAAGAGUUGGGAUAGGAACUCGUCCUUAAAUGAAAGCUUUGUUUGGUGUAUGUUGAAGAACCUGUAUGUGUUUUCUCUCUUCUGAACAAAAUAACUGCUGAAUCUUAAAGUUUUGGGGUAUCUGUUCAACUGUGGUCCUUGAAUAAAUAUGACAAAAUUACCAA